This is a messenger RNA of Ctenopharyngodon idella (grass carp), 3970 nucleotides long. RefSeq names its product visual system homeobox 1 homolog, chx10-like (gene vsx1). Gene Ontology annotation, cellular component: nucleus. The record is from RefSeq and is a predicted model, not a curated record. Gene Ontology annotation, molecular function: DNA-binding transcription factor activity, RNA polymerase II-specific; transcription cis-regulatory region binding. Gene Ontology annotation, biological process: regulation of DNA-templated transcription. Bases 2415 to 3449 code for a protein of 344 amino acids. The transcript has 8 exons. Lineage: Eukaryota; Metazoa; Chordata; Actinopteri; Cypriniformes; Xenocyprididae.
UCUAAUUUCUUUCAAAAACUUCUGAAUAGUAGCACAAGAAAAUGUUUCACAAACACCCAUACUACACCAUAUGUGCAUUUCUUUUGUUUUGAAGCCAUAUCUUGCAUGGCUUAUUUCAGAUUUAAAAAAUUAUUCUCAAGCCAGCAGAAUGUCCUUCAAGAAAAAAAAAAAAUCAUAAAUUGCCUGAUCACCAUCUCUCUGUCCUGGCAGCUGCAGAGGACGCCGGCUGCCUGUCAUCGAGCAUAUGCGCAAAAUUAGCCACAGAGUGCCUGUCUCACCCCAGGGAGGGAGACAGACGGGUCUCUAACGCUGCCAUAACUGCAUGCCCCACUGCAUCCUCAUGCCAACCUUGCAGACCGCACCACAGACAUGCAGUCUGACGAGUGUCACAACUAGUACUGCCUCACUGGAAACAUGAAGAGGAACCAUGAUCUAUUCUGCGAUCACUUUUAUAUAUUAAUUUAGAGCUAUCAUAAUUGCCGCACUGAUACACAUGCUUAAUUUUACGCGUUUUUUAAAAUUGGGUUUAACGCAUUUAGCUUACCAAUUUUGACUUUAAAUUCGUUUUUUGUCGUAAGUUUAACAACACCGUUUAUUACAGUGACACACACCAUAAACACGUACACGUAUUAAGCACCGUAAACACACGACAACAGCGAUUUUGAGUCAGUGAAUGAGUUAUGGAUGAAGGACCUUUUAACGCCUCAUUUGGCCUAAUCCUACCACCGCAGAGGGUGGGGUGGCUGCAGCGGGUGAGUGGAUGGUGGUAACGCAGGGUGAGAGGGACUCAGAUGGCCAUGGCGAUAGGCGCUCUCCAGUGCUUAUGGUGGAUUAUGGGGCUUACAGUAUGAGAAUGAGGUGGAUGAGAUGGCCUUGGGGAAAGGGAAGCCUGUGCACUCAUGGAGCCCCACUUCUGCGUAUGUGACAGAUUGGAGCCAGAUUGGGAGACGUUCUGAGAAGGGAUAGGAACUUGCAAGGCUGUCCCACUCCUCAAGACUGGCUGAGAUGUUGACCGUUUUUGCCUGCUGUUAUUGAAACACCUGGGAUGGCCUCUGCCGCAUCAUCUCGACCUGACAGCAUCACCGUAACUUUGACCUCAUUUCCCAAAAUCCUUUACUCAUAUGGAGCCUCAUUGCUGACGCAAUAUUACAAUGAGGGAAAUAAAGCAGAUUCUUUGACAAUGUCAAGAUCAUAUUUUUUUAUUUUUAUUCCAAUAUCUGUCCAGACAGGAAAAUAGGUGGAAGAUGGAAUUAUUAGAUAUAACUAGCCUACGAAUGGAGACUGGUUUGGUGGAGCGAAAGUAUCUUCGUGAGGACUGUCAAUCAUGUUGCGAAUAUAAAAAACAAGCAAUAGGACUAAUGGCCAGAACAUUUUAUUGUGAAAAAUAAAUAAAUAAAUGCACAUUAAGACUAGUUUAUAAACUAGUAUAAAUCAUAUUAAUUAUAAAUCGUAUAGUCCCUACGCUACAUCUAAAAUAAUUUAUAAAACGGUUAUCCUAUAGUAAAUAUAAUAAAAAAUAAUAAUACUUUAUUUUUAUUAUUAUUAUUAAGCUAUUGUAUAAUAAUACUUCAUUAUUAUUAAGCUAUAUAAUAAUAAUAAUAAUAAUACUUUAUUAUUAUUAAGCUAUUAUUCACCAACAUAAUUUCAUGGUAUUUAGUAAUGUUGCCAUUGUUGUUAUUGUUUUGCCCAGACGUUAAACGCUAUAAAGGACCCAUUCUUUUAGAAAAUGUUUAUGGCAACGAAAUCAUUUCUUCAAAAAGCAAAAACGUGUGAAGAAGACCAUAAAAUUGUAUUCAUAAUCAAACUAAAUGUCUAGUUCAGUGCAAGCUUGUAGUGAGAUUUAAUGAGCGAUGAGAUUUAAGUUUUUCUUAACUUUCUUUUUUUUUUUUUUUUUUUCAUUUUUAGUUUGUUUCUGUCUACAAAGUAAUUUACCCAUUAGACAUUAUUUGAAAUUAGAUUACGGCUAUAAACAUCACUAAAUGUCACGAAACUAUAGGCUAGAGUCAAACAUAGUUAGCCACUAAAAUGUUGAAUAUUGAUCUUGCUCUGGUUUCUCAUUUCUAAUAAUUUUACAUUCGGACUCCAACUGAAAUUCCACAUAUUAAACAUUUUCAAUAACGGGAGGCUGCGCACAUGAGUGAAAUCUUCCAUCUAAAGGGAAAAACUACUUACGACCAAUUCAGAGAGCGGAGGAAAAUCCUUAUCGGAUUAAAGGGAAAAUUGGUGGCAAUUAAUCCUUUGUGAUUGAAAAAGGGAAACGCCUCCUCAUGGAAGACAUAUCUUACGUUGGAUCUGAUUGGACAGUGAGAUGAUCUUCUGGAUUGGACAGAAGGAUAAAUGGUCCCGCCAGAGCGCUUAACCGUCCCACCAGCCUGACCUCCUCAGAGAGAAAGUGAAUUAAACAAACUGCCACCAUGACGGGAAGGGAAGAGGCUAUAGACGAAAAACCUAAGGUUAAACUGUAUCCCUCAUUCGGAAUCGACAAAUCACGCCUCAAUGGAUCUGGAUUCAGGUCCAAAGGUUUCGCAAUCACAGACCUGCUCGGUCUGGAGUCGGAACUUCAGCCGCAUCAGUCCGGUCCUGGCGCAGGGGCUAAUGGAGAGGGGCAGAGCGCGGCGGUCGGAGGAUUUGCCUUCCCGGGAGGCUCUUUGCCGCUCGGCUUGGGUUUUCUCUGUAGUUUGGCGGCACAACAACCUCCUGGAACCCCGUGUUUUCUCCCGAGCCACAUCCCGCUCCUGCAGUCACGGACAGAGAGCCACUUCAUGCAGAAUAUGGAACAGCAACGGGACGCCUAUUCCGAUGAUGAUUGUCUUUCCGGGGAUCACAAUGAUGGAAAAAACUCAGGAAACUCUCAAAAGAGGAAGAAACGUAGGCACAGGACAGUUUUCACCUCGCAUCAGCUUGAGGAGCUGGAGAAAGCCUUCCAUGAAGCGCACUAUCCAGAUGUUUAUGCAAGAGAAAUGCUGGCCAUGAAAACAGAGCUACCAGAGGACAGGAUACAGGUAUGGUUUCAAAACCGCCGUGCUAAGUGGAGGAAAAGGGAGAAGUGCUGGGGCCGCAGCAGUGUCAUGGCAGAAUAUGGGCUGUAUGGUGCCAUGGUCCGUCACUCGAUUCCACUUCCAGAAUCCAUUAUCAACUCGGCCAAGAAUGGAAUGAUGGGCUCAUGCGCUCCCUGGCUUCUAGGUGAGCCAGCAGGAAUGCACAAAAAGUCUCUGGAAAUAGCGAAGAAAGCUCCAGGCACACCUGAAUCGACGCACUCGGAUUCGUAUUCAGAGGAACACAAGGGGAAAGACAGCGACAUGACAUGGUCAAGUGGAGCCAAUGGAGCAGAUGACUCAGAAGACAUGGCAAUAGACUUGUCCAGCACUUCGAAACAAGAGAGUAAAAGCACUUUGAAAAGAUCACCACCUCGAACAGAAGACAGCAGUGAUUCUGAAAAUGAGAGUUAAACAUGCAAACAAAUAUGGACAAUUUUGAAGAGCACAUACAAGGACUAUCAGUUUACAAAGUCUCACCUUUUGACAAUGGUUUUGUUUGUCAGCACUCCUGUGUUUUUUUUGUUUUGUUUAUCAAAUAUUUGAAUACUAGAGACUGUUUUAUUCUGAAUUAUUUUUAUCUUUGAUGUGUAAAAAUGAUUAAUGUAAAAAGAGUUAAAUUACAUGUUUUAUGUUACGUCCAUGGGCAUUAUUCAUAAAUCUUAAACAUUUCUUUCUUGUUCUGUCAAAAAAUCAGUCGCUUCAGGGUGACCACUUGUUCAGCACCACUAUUGUGAAUGUCAAAAUAUUUCCCUGUUGUAAUAUGGCAUGUGUCUGGGGAACAGAAAGUUCCUAGAAAGGAUUCUAAAGCACUUUACCUGCUGUGAUGAUGAAUGUUUUGCAUUGAUCAAUGUCAUCAACAGAGCAAUAUAAUACCAGCAAAAACAAAUCCAGAUCAUGACAAAAAAAAAUAAUUAAACAUUUUAUGCUUUUGA